UAUCAGGCAAGUAGCCUUUCGCCUGAUGUUUAAUAUUCACUAAUUACUUAUAUAAACUAUAUGAGAUCAAAUUAAGUUGCUUAAAUUUAAAUAUAUCAGUGAAUAUGUUAAAUGCAAUAUUUCGUGCGAGUCCGUGGCUUGAAAAUACAUUAACAUCUUUAUACUUCAAGGCAAAAAGUAUUUCUACAAAUGGUUUUUAUGGGACACAUUGUGUUUCUGCAUUCAUUCAACAACCCAACAUGAAGGUACAAAUAUUACCUGCACUUCAAGACAACUAUAUGUAUCUUAUUAUUGAUGAAGCAACACAAGAAGCUGCAAUUGUGGAUCCUGUAGAUCCUGACAGUGUUGCUUCUGCUGUGCAGCAAAAUAAUGUAAAAUUAACAAAAGUUUUAACGACCCAUCACCAUUGGGACCAUGCUGGAGGAAAUACAAAGUUAUGUAAAAAAUUUGCUAAUUUGCAAGUAUAUGGUGGUGAUGAUAGAAUAGAAGCACUUACAAAUAAAGUAACACACGAUGAUAGAUUCAAUAUUGGAGAGCUUAAAGUCCAAUGCCUUGCAACACCAUGUCAUACUACAGGACAUAUUUGUUACUAUAUUACAGGAGAUCAAGAUCCUCCGGCAGUAUUUACUGGAGAUACACUUUUUGCUGGUGGCUGUGGUAGGUUCUUUGAAGGUACUGCAGAUCAAAUGUAUAAAGCGCUUAUACAGGUUUUGGGAUUGUUACCCAAUGAAACAAAAGUAUAUUGCGGCCACGAGUAUACAGAAAGUAACUUAAAAUUUGGAAGGCAUGUAGAGCCACUAAAUGAAGCUAUUCGUCAAAAGAUUGAAUCAGUUCGUAUACAACGUGAAAAGUUACAUCCUACUGUGCCCAGUACUAUUCAGGAAGAAAAAUUAACAAAUCCGUUUAUGCGGGUACACGAACAACCUGUAAUGGACCAUACUGAACAGAGAGAUCCAAUCCAGACCAUGGCAUUCCUUAGAAGGGAGAAAGAUAAUUUCAAAGCAUAAGUUUAUUAUUGUUAUAAAAAGGACAGUGGUAUUUACACAUUACUCUGUUUAACAAUACAGAAUAUUCUUCCUAAUAACACUUUGGUCCUUAUCAAGUACAAGCAUACAUGAACAGAUUUUUAUUAAUCUUAUUUAUAAUAUUUUAUUUUGAACUGCUAUACAUAAAU
Messenger RNA from Dufourea novaeangliae, 1174 nucleotides. RefSeq names its product hydroxyacylglutathione hydrolase, mitochondrial. NCBI's taxonomy places the organism in Eukaryota, Metazoa, Arthropoda, Insecta, Hymenoptera, Halictidae. Bases 105 to 1007 code for a protein of 300 amino acids. The record is from RefSeq and is a predicted model, not a curated record. Gene Ontology annotation, molecular function: hydroxyacylglutathione hydrolase activity. The transcript is spliced from 5 exons.